AUGUUGGGUUUUGCAAGGUGCCUCAAGGGUUUCCAGUACUCGGCCUUGCACCGCCCUAUCAUGCCCUGUCGUCGUCGAGGUUUUGCAGCAGCCGCCAAAAAUCACAGCUACGAUGCAACUUUGCCUAACUUGCGAAUACAUAGGCACACACGAGUCAUUUUCCAGGGAUUCACUGGAUACACAUCUCACACUUUGCAGGCAACCGCCAAUGCAAAGGAGUCCAUAGAAUGGGGAACCAACAUCGUUGGUGGCGUUACUCCAGGACGGACCGGUGAGCAUCUCGGUCUUCCCGUCUUGCCUACUGUUCAAAAGGCAGUGGAGCAGCUCAAGCCAGAUGCAACCGGCAUCUACGUCGCAGCACAUCAAGCGGCGGCAGCAAUUGAGGAGGCGAUAGAAGCCGAAGUGCCGCUUGUCGUUGCGGUUGCUGAGCAUAUACCUCUUCACGACAUCUUGCGGAUACAUUCAAUCCUCAAGACCCAGUCUGCUUCAAGGCUAGUCGGCCCCAACUCGCCUGGCAUCAUUUCAGCCGUGGGACGGUGCCGGAUAGGCUUCCAACCACUUCCUUGUUUUACUCCUGGCCGGAUUGGUAUCAUUGCAAAGUCGGGAACUCUGAGUUAUGAAACGGUGGCAUCCACCACCAGAGCCGGCUUGGGCCAAAGUCUCUGUAUUGGAGUGGGCGGUGACAUCCUCCCCGGUACAGAUCUGCUGGAAGCUCUCCGUGUCCUCGAGCAUGAUGAAGACACCGAAGCGAUCGCCCUGAUAGGGGAGAUUGGAGGGGUUGGAGAAAUCGACGCCGCCGCAUGGAUCAGAGACUACCACUCUCGAACGCAGACGCCAAAGCCAAUUGUCGCCCUCGUGGCAGGAGUGAGCGAGGCUCACGGUCGCAUUAUGGGCCACGCUGGUGCCUACACGAUCCCAGGAGAGCCGGACGCGAAGGCCAAGAUUCAAGCUCUCCAGGAUGCAGGCGUGACGAUGGUUAACCACCCGGCCAAAAUGGGCGACGCGCUGAAGCAUCGCCUUGAGGGCCGGACUUCAAUCCCUUUAUCCACCACGCAGACGGUGUUUGGUGCCGGGAACCAGCGGCGGCAAAUACACACCGUGGCCCGCAGGCCCCAACGGACAUCCCUCGAAUCGACGGCUACGCGCGGCCAACGGCGCCACCUCUACCUCACCGAAGAGAAGUCCUUCGAUCUCCUCCGUCAGCACGGCGUCAACACGUCUCUCCACCCCGGCCGCGGAACCCGUCGCCUGCUAACCAUCGGCAUCGACCGCUCGGCCCGGUCGCCAUGCAUCAUCGCCUCGCCCACCCCGGACACCGCCGCGAAGCGGUUCCCGCUCCCCUCCCACGCGGGCGCCGACGAGCAGACGGCGGUCGCCCGCAUCGCGGCGCACAUGCAGCUGGGCAGCGCGUCGACCGACUCGCUGUGGGGCGUGAUCCGGGGCCUGGCGGCGCUCUUCUGCGAGCGGGAGGCGUUCCUACUCGAGACGCACGUCGUCGAGCGGCUCGGCGCGCUCGAGGUCGUCGGGGCCCGGUUCGGCCUCGACGACGCCGCGUUUAGGAGCGCCGGGCGGCAGGCUGACAUCCACGGCGAGGCCGAUGCGGCGGCUGAGGCGGCGGGGGGUGCUAGGGAAGGGGACGGGGAUGGGAUCGUCUACAUCCGCUUGCCGGGCGAGGAUGCGACGAUCGGCACGCUGGUCAAUGGUGCUGGCCUGGCGAUGAAUACCGUGGACGCCCUAGCGGAUGCGGGUGGUAGGGCGGCCAACUUCCUCGACACGGGCGGCAAGGCGACGAGUGAGACCGUCAAGAAGAGCUUCGAGGUCAUCCUCAGCGACCCUCGGGUGAGAGUGGUAUUUGUUAAUAUCUUUGGUGGCUUGACCCUCGGAGAUAUGAUCGCCAAGGGCGUAGUCCUAGCUUUCAAGGAGCUGAGCCCGAGGGUCCCCGUCGUCGUCCGGAUCCGCGGCACGAACGAGAAGGAGGGCCAGAGGAUCAUUGCCGAGAGCGGUUUGCCACUUUUCGCGUUCGAUGACUUUGAAGAGGCUGCUGCCAAGGCAAUCGAGCUAUCUAGAGCGUAACACAGGCCAAGAGGGGAGGAAAUAUCUAAAGUAGCCCGUGUGCCGAGAUAUACAGAGAUGCAAAUUAUGGCCUAUGUAGAAGGCCUAUAUAUGGAUAGAGCUAAACAAGAUACAGAGUGUUAUACAUGUUCUAUGGCAAAAAAGCCUCUUACGUACGAAAU
Molecule: messenger RNA, 2234 nt
Organism: Phialemonium atrogriseum
Lineage: Eukaryota; Fungi; Ascomycota; Sordariomycetes; Cephalothecales; Cephalothecaceae
Product: succinyl-CoA synthetase-like protein
Exons: 7
Coding region: 1-2073 (690 amino acids)
Biological process (GO): tricarboxylic acid cycle
Cellular component (GO): succinate-CoA ligase complex (ADP-forming); mitochondrion
Molecular function (GO): succinate-CoA ligase (ADP-forming) activity; succinate-CoA ligase (GDP-forming) activity
Source: RefSeq, a predicted model, not a curated record